AUGCCGUAUCAACGAUUACCAGAAUGGCUCAAAACAAAAGUUCCUGUAGGUGCUAAUUAUGCUAGAAUAAAGAGUGAUUUGCGUGGAUUAAAUCUUCACACUGUCUGUGAAGAAGCACGAUGUCCAAAUAUUGGUGAUUGUUGGGGCGGUGGUGAACAUAAAACUGCUACAGCAACUAUCAUGCUAAUGGGUAAUGAAUGUACAAGGGGUUGCCGGUUUUGUUCUGUAAAAACAAGCAGAACACCAAAACCAUUAGAUAGUAAUGAACCAGAAAAUGUUGCCGUGGCAAUUUCGAAGUGGGGUUUGGAUUAUGUUGUACUAACUUCAGUUGAUCGUGAUGAUAUUCCUGACGGUGGUUCUGAACAUUUCGCAAAAACUAUUCGAUUGCUCAAAAAGAAGGCACCACACAUUCUCGUAGAAUGUCUUACAGGUGAUUUCCAGGGCGAUCUCGAUUGUGUGGCCAGAGUUGCAAACUCUGGUUUGGAUGUUUAUGCUCACAAUAUAGAAACAGUUGAGUCAUUAACUCCAUACGUUCGAGAUCGUAGAGCUACAUUUAAGCAAAGUUUGAAGGUAUUGGAAUAUGUUAAGAAAAUCAAACCAAGUUUGAUCACAAAAUCUAGUAUAAUGCUUGGAGUUGGUGAAACUGAUCAAGAAGUAAUGGAUGCAAUGAAAGAGUUGCGUAAGAUUGAAGUUGAUUGCGUUACUUUGGGACAAUAUAUGCGUCCCACUAAAAGACAUAUGAAAGUUUAUGAAUAUAUUACGCCAGAAAAAUUUGAAUAUUGGAGAAAAGUAGGAGAUGACUUAGGCUUUUUAUAUACAGCUUCAGGACCUUUAGUCAGAAGUAGUUAUAAGGCAGGGGAAUUUUUUAUUAGCAGUAUUUUGCGAAAAAGGCAACAGGAGCUUGGCGUAGGAUCUGGUAUUGUCGAAUGA
Molecule: messenger RNA, 930 nt
Organism: Dentiscutata erythropus
Lineage: Eukaryota; Fungi; Glomeromycota; Glomeromycetes; Diversisporales; Gigasporaceae
Source: the annotation of a GenBank genome assembly